CCCAAAAGCAACAACGGCAUAUCAAGGCAGAAAUAUGAUACACAUCGGUGCCCGUGCAAUUGCGCGACAGACAGUGCAAUGGCGCGGCCUCGGUGCCAAAACAUCAUCACAUGUCCGUCGUUAUUUCUCCACCACAGUCGACGAGCGUGAUAAAUCCACCACGAAACCGAAGGAGGCCGUCGCAACGGCCCCCGACCCCCCCCUGACUGACAUGCCGGACCACCAACUGCAGCGCAUCGUGACGAAUGUGUACACGUCGGACGAGAGCACUGGGAACGAACCCCCACGGGAAGACCGAAACGAGCCCGACCAUACUCCUGAUGACAGGACAAACCUUGCCGAUUUACCCGGUCAGCAAUUGCAGCGCCUCGUGUCGAACGUUUACACUGUCGUGGAGGGGGACCUCAAGUCGUCCUGGAGUCGCGUGCUGGCUGUGCAGACCGUGACGGACAGCCGCCUGCGACAGAACGCGUACGUGUUGGCGCAAUUGGGCACGGGCAUCCGCGUGGCCCCCAACCCCAACGCCAUCGAGGCCGACGAAUUGCUGGACGAUGGCAGCAGUCGCCUUGAAACCGAGUUUCCGAUCGUUGGGGGGCAAGCCAAGGCCAAGGUGUGCGUGACGGCAGUGAUUGACGCGGGCAACUGCAUGCACUACUCUCGGUUUCUAUAUGUGAAUGACGAAACUGGAGAGACCAUCGAUUUCAUGUGCCCCAUGGGCCAACUCACUGGCAUCCGCCUCGACUCCGACUACAAAGAGAUCAAGACCCCGCCCCCCAGUGUGUUUUGAGGCAGCCCUCGAAUUGUAUUAAUAAAACUCCAACACAAAGUCUGACCAAUAUAUGUUGUUAAGCCCAGUGGCUUCCUCCUCACGACCCCCGACGACCAGCAUGGCCCCACUCCAACGACCAUGCAUGGAUGGAUUCUGCUAGGCCAUGUCGUGAAGCAGCCUUGGAAUGACAGCGUCGCAUUCGUGUCGACACCCCUGUAGUGCAGCCGCGGCCUCCUCGUCAAGGCGUAGCCACUGUAAUGCUCCAGUUGUGGUUUCUAGCCUAGUUCCUACCCGCAGCUGCCGCGUCAACAUGGACUGAAUCAACAUCAGUCAUCGCGACUGUCCUUGUGUUGCUUCGGCACGCCAUCGCAGCAUUCGCUGGUGCGCCCCUUCCGACGUGACCAUGUGGAGCCACAUCCAGCUCGCCGACGCGAUCCCGAUCUUCACUGCCGGCCAAGUGCACUCUGCGUUUGCCACGUAUUGACGAUCUGGC
Molecule: messenger RNA, 1262 nt
Organism: Aphanomyces astaci
Lineage: Eukaryota; Oomycota; Saprolegniomycetes; Saprolegniales; Verrucalvaceae
Exons: 3
Coding region: 35-787 (250 amino acids)
Source: RefSeq, a predicted model, not a curated record